Caenorhabditis elegans is the source of this 1647-nucleotide messenger RNA. It is a transcript of the gene sri-11, whose product is annotated as Serpentine Receptor, class I. The coding region runs from base 1 to 1050 and encodes 349 amino acids. The transcript is spliced from 8 exons. Lineage: Eukaryota; Metazoa; Nematoda; Chromadorea; Rhabditida; Rhabditidae. The record is from RefSeq and is marked reviewed.
AUGUCCGCACCGUGUCCCCCUACAAUUCCAGCCUAUUAUACGCUAACUUUGCACAUUAUUGGAGCAAUUUCGCUUCCAGUAAACGCUAUCGGGUUUUAUAUGGUUUGGUUUCAGUCGCCGGGAAUGUUUGGGUACAAGUAUUGCCUUUGUUAUAUGCAGACCGCAUCCUUCGUAACAGAAAUCUACAUGUCCUGGGUUUGCCCAGCCUUCUAUUUCUUUCCAAUGGUCGGUGGAUACAAUACUGGAGAAUUUUUUGGACAAUUCAUAAGUCCCCAUAUGAGUAUGUCCAUUUGGGUUGGGAUUUUUUGUUUCGAGCUCUCCGCCGGGCUCACAUGCUUCGUAUAUCGCCACAAUGCAGCUGUCCAGAUUAAUCAAAACCAGUCGAGCAAGAUGCAUUUCAACAAGCUUCUGUUAUUCAUAACUCACAUUUUCCCAUUUUUCACCGCAAUUUCCAUGUGGAACUCGAGUCUGACCUACCAGCAAAAAUAUGAUUUUGUGAAGAAAAACUACCCACAAUGUCUGUUUUGGAUGGCUUUUGACGGGUUUGAAGCCUACGAUCCACACCAGAAUCCAUGGAUGUUUGUGACAGGGAUCGGAGCUUUGAUUUGGGUGUUUUUCAUUGUUUGGUACUGUGUGUACCUUGGUGUUCACACAAUGAUAAUUCUACAGCGUCUCCGCCAGCACAUGUCCUCCCAGACCUAUAACAUGCACCGGGCGGCUCUUUUCAGCUUGAGCAUGCAAAUGGCUCUGCCCGGUGGGCUCAUUGUGAUCCCCAAAAAUAUUAUGUUGUUCAUUGUGAUUGGUGAAGCUACUCAUCUUCAAGAACUUGCCACCAACAUGACCUUUCUAAUGGCUUCCCAUUCAAUGUGCCAAUGCUCCACAAUGAUUCUGAGCAACUCAGUUUAUCGGCGAAUUUUCAGAGAAAAAUUGGCUAAAACUUUCAGACUGAAAUUUCUGGCUCCGGAGUCACACAUGUCGUCGAUUGAAGCCAGUAUGCGGACUAAUAGUUUUGUGCAGAAAAAUGCUCCGAACGCUGCUCCGACAGCUUGAAAGCGUCUAACUUUCUGACUUCUACCUGCUGCAUUAUCACAGUUUUUUUUUUCAUUUUUCAAUAGAAAAAGAACACAAAGCAACACUAAAUUGACACGUUUCUAUUGUGAACAGAUGGCAGCUGAUGAUGGAGCAGACGCUGUUUUUUACACUUUCCACCUCCCUCCUCCUCAAUUCACAUUAUUGAUCGGAUAAAUGUCUAGACACAUUUAUCUAUUUUUUCUGAUAUUUCUAGUUAUUUUCGAAUAUUCUGGAGCUAUAAUUGGUCCGCUGAAGCGUGGAGAUCGGCCAAAAUGUAAGACGGAGAUUUUGUGCAAGGAUUGGUGCAAUAAAAUUGGAAAGAUCCAAGAAAUCCCAAAAUGCUUCCAACAUCGUUGCUGGUGUGUUCUACCGGAAUCCCCAUUGAAUGCUCCGCUGAGCUUCUUAGCAAGUUCAAAACAAGACGGAUUUGAACUGAAAAUAUCUGAAAUAACCAAGCUGAAGCAGACAAUUUUGGGAUUUUUCAAUUUAUAAUUUUUAUGACAUACAUUUUAUUCACGGGUUUUCAAUUAUGAUUUUUUUUUAAAUAUUUUGUAAAAAUAAAAGUUUUUAACAAUA